CAGGUGAAGGGUCCUGGGGCCUAGGACGGUGCUCCGGAGCUGCAGGCACUGGCCGGCCGUGGAGAGGCCGGGUCCGGAGCCAGGAGGCGCGCGGGGGUGGGCGCUGCAGCCGCGGGUUGUUUAUCCGGAGUACGGAGGGGAGGGGGGAGCCUGGAAACCGCCCCGUGUCCCAUUUCCUCCUCUUGUUUUCGCUCCGGAUUCUCCAUGUUGGACCCAAACUGAGGAGCCCGGAGCUGCUGCCGGGGGAUCGGGGCCGGGGGCAACCGGGGAGCCGCUGCCCGGGCCGCCCGCCCUCCGUACAGGCCGCCUCCCUUCCCGGCCCAGGGAGGGAACGAGAGCAGGGAUGUGAACAGCUGUGGGAGUCCGAGUCUCGGGAGCCGGAGCCGGAGCGGGCCCCCGCCCAGGCCCCCCAGCCCAGCCCAGCCUGCGCGCCCGCCGGUCCUCCCGCCCAGCCAGCCCGGGCCCGCGGGAUUGUUAGAUGGAACACGGCUCCAUCAUCACCCAGGCGCGGAGGGAAGACGCCCUGGUGCUCACCAAGCAAGGCCUGGUCUCCAAGUCAUCUCCUAAGAAACCUCGUGGACGGAACAUCUUCAAGGCCUUUUUCUGCUGUUUUCGCGCCCAGCAUGUUGGCCAGUCCAGCUCCUCCACUGAGCUCUCCGCAUACAAGGAGGAAGCCAACACCAUUGCUAAGUCGGAUCUGCUCCACUGUCUCCAGUACCAGUUUUAUCAGAUCCCGGGGACCUGCCUGCUCCCAGAGGUGACAGAGGAAGAUCAAGGAAGGAUCUGCGUGGUCAUCGACUUGGAUGAAACCCUUGUGCAUAGCUCCUUUAAGCCAAUCAACAACGCCGAUUUCAUAGUGCCUGUCGAGAUUGAGGGGACCACUCACCAGGUGUAUGUGCUCAAGAGGCCUUACGUGGAUGAGUUCCUGAGACGAAUGGGGGAGCUCUUUGAAUGUGUUCUCUUCACUGCCAGCCUGGCCAAGUAUGCCGACCCAGUGACGGACCUGCUGGACAGGUGCGGGGUGUUCCGGGCCCGCCUGUUCCGGGAGUCCUGUGUGUUCCACCAAGGCUGCUAUGUCAAGGACCUCAGCCGCCUGGGAAGGGAUCUGAGGAAAACCCUCAUUCUGGACAACUCUCCUGCUUCUUACAUCUUCCACCCAGAAAACGCAGUGCCCGUGCAGUCUUGGUUUGAUGACAUGGCAGACACUGAGUUGCUGAACCUAAUCCCAAUCUUUGAGGAGCUGAGCGGAGCAGAGGAUGUCUACACCAGCCUCGGGCAGCUGCGGGCCCCUUAGCCUUCCCUGCUUCCGAGCAAUGGCCAUCCCAGUAGGGGACUUUCCUACACUGUGCCUUUAUGACCAGCCUGACAGAGCGGAAGCUGGAGCAUCUCACCAAACGGGGCCUGGGAAUAGAAGUGGUUGGAAAGAGCUUUAGGACAGGAUAGAUGCCAAGCGGGCACAUCCCAGACCGACGGCACCUAGAGCUGCCUGCUCCCUGAGUUGGGCUCCCAGAUGUGAGUGUGUGUGUGUCUGUGUCUGUGUGUGUCUGUGUGUAUAUGUGUGUCUCCCCUUGGACUGCGGCCCCAGGAUAUAAGUGUUUCAUGUUGAGGGAGAAACUGAAAGAUGAAGACUCCCGGAGUUAGUCUGUCUCCUGUCCGGUCACCCUGGGAGCCGCUGAGCUCGAUAGGGAUGAAGACGAUUGAAGGCUUUUGCUGCCAAACCCAGCGCCUUUCCUCAGUGUUGUAAGGCUCGUGCCAAGGAGAAAGGGAGUCCAAGGCUGCCAUCGGGUGUCCCAGGCACACACCUUUCUGAAACCUUUCUCCAGCCAGCUUUCUGCAUACAGAAAGACAACGUUUCUGGAAAGAUGAAAGCUUGUUUCCAGAACCAGUAGCCCCAGUGGCCAUCACGUCCUGUGGUCCGAGGGCUGCGCUCGCCUCCAGCCAAGUGCCUGGCACGGGCCCUUUCUGUGUCUCCCCAAGGCUCGGGCUCCGGGCCUGCCUUCCUCACCACCCAGCCAUAGUCUUGAACCUGUGGGGAAGGAGGUCUUCUCCCUGCCCUGGAAGAGGACAGAUAACUGAUUUCCGUUCUUCCGACUCUGUUUUAAAAUUCUCUUUCUAAACAUGGAGUGUUGGGCCUGUUUUGUUUCUGACAGAGCUGCAGCCCUGGGCCUGUGAUGAAUGUGGGAGGCUCUGGGGGUGCAGGGAGGAGGAAGACCCCACCCCCCCAAGCAUGAAUGUGUGUGUCCCCUUGGCUUGUAGAUCAGCUGAGUAUGGGACUGCGUCCCUAAGUCUGUGCUUCAGGGAUUCUCUGCUGGUGCUGGUGCGAGGGCUUGUGUUCCAAAGUCCGGGAAGGGCGCUCCCCGCCCAGCCCCUCCUACUUCUUGGGCAGGGCUCUUUCCCGUUGUGUCUUCCCCUGGGCCUGGCCUGUGCCUCUCUCUGUCUACUCCUGUCUUCCUCCCUCCUGGCUGUUGCUUUGUUUCCUCCGGGGCCUCAGAGGCACUCCUGCUUUCCCUGGGCUGAGGGGAAUGGGCGUUGUCAUUUCAUUUGCCAGCAUAAUGCACGUGCCGCUUGCUUCUUGCAUCAGGUGUGAGUGAGCCCUUGACACACCUGCACUUUGCUCCCCCCCCUCCCGCCCGGCUUUCAGACUUUCUCAGUAGUGAAUGCUUUAAAAGACAAAAAAUAGCCACAAAAUGGAUGUUUCCUGAGGAUGGAAAACAAAAGGGGAAGGAAGUACUGCUGGAAUUGGGAGCACAAGGGGUUCCCCUCAGGAGCUGAGCCCCACCUCAGCAUCACUGCCUUAAUCACGGCCUUCCCUCCCUUCUCCUUCUAGGGCAGGAGGGAGUUCCUCUCCCCUCCCCAGUUCUGUUUUCCCUGGAGGCAGGUGUCACAGAGCCUUUGUGAGUUGCUUCAGGUGUGAGGACACCACCCCCGCGCCCCCCCCCCCCAGGACUCCUAGCCCUGUUCCCCUUUGCAGUGUCCACACUGGAUCCACACUGGGUCCGGCCUGAGGAAUUGACGAGUUUUGAGCAAAGCGGGCAGUAGGGCAGCAGCUUGGUGUCCUGAGUGGCACCGGGCUGACGAGCGUCUUUCUGCAGCAUUGUGUGUUACCACCUCCGCUCCUCGUCCCGAGGCCAAAGGGCCUGGUCUUUCCCUUUGGUGUCACAGAAGUGGAACAGAGGUCCCCAAAGCUCGUGUGGCCCUUUCUGCCAGUAUCCUUCUCCGGGGCCCCCGGGGUCCUGCAAGCAGGGGAAGAGGGCUCCGGUGCUAGCCAGGGAGGGGUACCUCCUGAAGGAAGAUGGGAGCUUCUGAUUCUAAGGCCCUGGCUCGGCCUCUACCCUAAUGCCUUGGGGUGUUUCUCCCAAGCCCCACCCUAAGUGUUAGCCCCUGGGCCACAUCUGCCAUCUGGGCCCAGCCAAGCUUUUCUGACUAAAUAAGCAAUAAGAGGCUCUAAGCUGAUCCAGUUCUUAGGUCCCUCUCUGCCCUCCUUUGGGUCUCCAUGUUUCUCCAGGUGAAGGAAGAGCCUGUGCCUCCCCCUUUCCUACCAGGCCUAUCCAAAUGCCCCGAGUGUGACUCAUGACCAGAGCCCCCGGUUAGCUUGGUGAGGGGUGUCCCUGCUGCUUCUAUGUGAAGCCCUGCCCACCUGCAGUUUCUCAACAGAAAUCCCAUAUUCCCACUGUCCCCUUUCUCCUGCCGUCUGCAGAGAAGCAGCUCAGCCAAAUAAGCCUAAACAGGGUCCAUCCGUGUGGACCAGAGCCAACCUGAAGUCCUUUGCUGUCUGGCUUCCAGUUCCACAGUGUGUUAGGGGCAAGUGAUGAUUGCAAAACUCGCUCCUUAGAGGAAUCAGGCCAGACUCCCAUUUUGGAGGAGGGCAGGAUUGGGAGGGAGCCAGUUCAGCCCAGGAUGUGUUCUGGGGCUUCCCAGCAGCCCUUCCUGUCCGAGACUGUCUUCAGGAGGCAGUCGGCUGCUGUGCCUGGUCAGCCCCCGUCCAAGCCAUGCCAGGAACCUGCCCAACUGCCAGGGUCAGUUCUUUAAGGUGCCUCUUCAGGGACACACUGUGUCUCUCUGAUUGGGCUUCUAAAUCAAAAGCCUGAUGUUCGUGUCCCUCUCAUAGGGGGAGCUUUGGACACAGGACCAGUCUGGAAACGGUCAAGGUAAGAGUUGUCACUCUGCACAUUGUAGAGGGGACGCUCUGUAGGCCCAGGGGUCCCUUACUAUAAAGAGGUUGAGUACAUUUGCCUUCAGUUAACCUGGGACCUUCGUUUAGUUCCUCCUGCCUCCCAAAGAUUUUGACCAUUUUGUAAAUGUAUAAACUCACCUCUAUAAACAGUGUCCCAGAAGCAUCUUUGUGCUAAAAGCAUGGGAAGUGUAGAAAGGCAGUCAUUCCCUGGGAAAUGGAUCCCAUUUAAAUCUGCUCCCCCUACCCUGUUCCUGAGGCCUCCUUCAGUAGGGCAGCCCCCAGGGAAGGCUGUCCUCCCUCCCAUUCCCAGCCAGGCCGAGUGUCUGUGGAAGGUAAGCCUAUUUCCCCCCUUCAGGUCUUCAAUCGGUUACCACUCUGUUCCUCAGUCAUUUUUUGUAAAAUGGAGUUCGUUUUAUCUUUCUCUUUUUUAAAAUGCCAAUAAAUAUUUGCAUUCGAGCAGGGGAGGGAAGGCGGAGGUCUGACCCACUGUCCCAUGCCCGCCGUAAGGGUCGGCCCCAGAGCAGACCCUCUUUGGGCCCCUCGAGCUUUGCGUAUAGUAUCCCAAGUUUGACACAUUCCAGGUCAUGCCACUUUCCCCCUCAAGAUGCCAUUUGGAGGGCAGGGCGUCUGCUUCCCACUGUGACUGGGCUAUGGGACUCUGACUACCUUGCUUACAGAUUCAUGGUUUGAUAAAUUUGUUGUAUUCAAAAACUUGAAAUGUAGGACGCCAUUAAGUGUCUGUUUAUAUUUUUGGAAUAUUUGUAUUACUUACAAUUAAUUAAUAAAAGCGGGUUUUAAAAAACCCAUCCAGGAAUGGGA
Molecule: messenger RNA, 4993 nt
Organism: Acinonyx jubatus (cheetah)
Lineage: Eukaryota; Metazoa; Chordata; Mammalia; Carnivora; Felidae
Gene: CTDSP2
Product: CTD small phosphatase 2
Exons: 8
Coding region: 479-1294 (271 amino acids)
Molecular function (GO): RNA polymerase II CTD heptapeptide repeat phosphatase activity
Source: RefSeq, a predicted model, not a curated record